AUGAUGGAAAAAAUGUCAUUUUCUGAAAUGAUGAUAAAGAUAGAAAAAUUGCUCUUAGAAAUACAAACAGUUUCUAAAAGUGAUAGAAAAAAAACCGAAGAAAAUAAUGAAAAGAAAAUCAGUCUUAAUAGAAUAAAUACACAAAUACAAAAACAAAUUUUGUAUAAUAAAAAGUUAACUAACGAAAUACAUGGUAUUGAUAAGCUCAAACACGAAUACGAAGAUGAAUUAAAUGAUAAGCUACACAAUAAAAAAAUAUUGUCUUCAAAGAUUAUGGAACAAUUUGAAGAAAUACAACGUUUAUUAGAUAUGUUGAUUGGAAAGGAAGAACUGAUAUUGUCAACUUUCAAUUUAUUAAUCACUAAUGGAUAUAUGAGUUAUUGGAGAUCAAUGGCCAAGAUACUAACAAAAAAUGCAGAGCUCUGGACGACGCCGGCGCACAACCAAUCUGGAAUGCACUUUAAGGUCAAUUUUCCGUUCGAUGAAAAUACAAAUCUGACUACAAACAAUAAUCAGAAAAACGAAGGGUUUGAGACCUUAAAGUAUUAA
This is a messenger RNA of Diuraphis noxia (Russian wheat aphid), 549 nucleotides long. RefSeq lists its product as uncharacterized. The record is from RefSeq and is a predicted model, not a curated record. Lineage: Eukaryota; Metazoa; Arthropoda; Insecta; Hemiptera; Aphididae.